This is a messenger RNA of Caenorhabditis auriculariae, 13028 nucleotides long. NCBI's taxonomy places the organism in Eukaryota, Metazoa, Nematoda, Chromadorea, Rhabditida, Rhabditidae. The record is from the annotation of a GenBank genome assembly.
AUGACAGAUGAAGCUUCAAUAGCAAUAACGAUGCCGAAUGUGGAGUACGAUGACGAAGUUUCCAAAGCUGCAGAGUGUCUUUUUCGUUCGGAAUGCGUUUCAACUUUGCUUGCCCCUACCAUCAAUUUGAAGGCUUCAAGGUUCGAGAUAUAUCCUUGAAAAGAACUUUGAUGCAGAUUAUUAUACAUUUUUGGUCGGUUUUAGCAUCUUUCUUUCCGUUUUCACCAAGUUUUAGAGGUUGUCAAUGCAAAUAUCAAAGAAAAAUGUGGUAAAAAUCACCCUCAUGAGUGUUUCUAUCCCUUUGAAAACUGAAGGAAGGGAUAAGAGUUAAAAUUUUGAGUUUUUUGCACCUAUUUUUGAAAAACAUUUUUUAAGAUGUUUUUGAUGAUGGUAAAAGUUUGUUGAAGUCUCUUUUCAGUGAAACCUGCAAUCUUGGAAUCGAUACAAUUAUUUCUCGAGGAGAAUCUCUUGAACCAACGACGAGCCUCGUUCCUAUCAUCAAUGACGAUGGGAAUAUUGUCGGUUAGUUUUUUUUUUUCAUCAUCAGAAAAAAAACUUUGGUUUCAGAAUUCGUUGAACAGUCGAGAGCGAGUGAAGAGUUUGGCUCGUCCAGUGUUUCCAUGUCAUUGAAUAGGUGAGUUUUGCGAUUUUUAAUUUUUGUGGUCUUUUUGAGAGGGUUUUUUUGAUCCUUUGUGCAGAUUUUUCGACUUUCUUUUAACACGAAAAGGUCAAAAAUCCAAUGGUUACUGUAGCGAAGCUAUAAGAUUUCUUUAGAAGUGAUUUUCAUCUCUAAAAAAUGAUGAUAUUUGAGGGCCCCGUACAAGGACUCAAUAAUGAGAACAAGCGUGGCGCACAAGGUCCGCGGCUCUUCCAGCAAUGUCCCUUUUUCUCCUGGUUUUUCUGCCACAAUCUCUUCGGUCCUAUGAAUUUUUCAAUAUUUUAAGGGUUUGGAAAAGGAAUCGAUGAUAUUUUAUCCGGCGCUGAAGUCCCCAUCGACGAUGAAAAUGCCUCGAAAUACAACGAAAAAGAACUGGAGUUCUUGGAUUUUUCGACAAGUUUGUGGAGUUUUCGAAAUUUUUUCUGAGUUGUUGAACAAUCUAAAUGCUUGAUGAGACCUGUAAAAAUGAUCAUCAAAGUUGUUUCCAAAUUAUUUUUUGAAGAGGAUUUUUCGAAAAGCUACAAAGACAUGAAUUGAUACUUCUUGUCCUAUAAAUGAUAUUUCUGAUUUUUUUUUCUAGUUAGCAUUUAAUCUUCUCUUUUUAUUUUUUUUAGUCAGGUCAAAGCUUUUUUCAGCCCUGCUGAAUCAAGCGCCUGGAUUGAAACCGGUCAACUUGUCCGAGAACGCUUCCGGAAACCAAAAAGCUCCCGAAAAAGAAGAAAUUCCUUCAAAACCACCGCCGGUCAUCGAUCUGGAUUCAACGAACAUCUUCGAUUUGCUCGACUUUGUCUCUUCUGGAGCACCGAAUCUUCCCGCUUCCAAGAAAUCCACCGAUGAACAGAAUAAAGAUGAAAACGCAACAAAAAUCGAGGAAAUCCCUAUUGUGAGACCCUCGCUUUCCUCGGCUUUAAUGAUUUUGUGUUUGUGAAGGAUUCCGCCGAAGAGAAGGAACUUGAAGAAUGCAUUACGGAAUCUCUGCCGCACGUGAAAGAAGACACGAGAAACUAUGAUCUGGAGGCGUCCACGUCAACGAAUUCCACGAAAAAGUUCGCCUACGCCAAUGAAAUCAACACGCUCGAGUCUUAUCCGGAGUAUGAGAAGCUGUUGCCGAGAAUGGCGCGAAAGGUAAAACUGCAAAAAAAUGUAGGGGGAGAGUGAUAAUUUUGAAGUUUUCUGGGGGACAAGGCUUGUAAGCUACGACCAUCGAUUUCAGUGAAAAAAAGUUGAAAAAAAUUAUUUUUUUAGGCAUUUUUCAUUCUAUAACCUUAAGUUCCGGUACUGAAAAAAAUCUUAAAAAAAUAGCCGGAAUCUCCCAAAUAUUAAUCAAUUUUUUUAUUUUGUGUUGAAGUUCUGAAUGUGAACAAGAAUUUUUUUAAAGCUAAAAAUAUGAGAUUAGAAGAGAUUAAAAAUAGUAUAUUUUUGAUAUUUUUCUGUAUUUUCCACUGUACCCUUCCUCAUAAGCAAAAUCGGAAAGGGUGUAAAAAAGCUCCAUAAGAAUGUUCUUCUUGCUGCCUUUUUGCCCCCUUUUUUCGGCCUUUAUGCAGCAUUUUUACUGCCUUUUUGAGCCUUUAAAAUCUCAAAAAAAAAUUGGAAGGCUCGAUAAAGGGACUCUUUUUGCUACCUUUCUGCGACAUUUCUGGAGCCUUUUUUGAGCCGCUCCCUUUUAGCGGCCAUUAUCCACCAUUCCGACUUUGCCCGAUUUGAUUUCUAAUUUUUUCUCUUCUGAAAUUUGGCAUUGAGCCUUCUUGAAAUACACACUCGUUAAGAAAAUUCCUAAGAAUCCUGAUGAUUUAUAUAAUUUUUAACAUAAAACAUAAACAUAAUUAAUUUCAGUACCCAUUCACGUUGGAUCCGUUCCAACAGGCCUCGGUUCUGUGCAUGGAACGAGGCGAAUCCCUUUUCGUCGCCGCGCACACUUCUGCCGGAAAAACGGUCGUCGCCGAGUAUGCCGUUGCCAUGUGCAAAGUCCACAAGACACGGUUCGUCAAAAACAUUGAUUUGUAGGCAAAGAGAGUGAUUUUAUAAGCGAACGAUUUAUUCACCAGUGUGAGAGAAAAAAUUUAAAAAAAGGGUGAAGAAAACUAGGACGACAGUUUUCAACAGAUUCAAAAAAUACAGGGAACAUUGAAAUGUCGAAAUCUUUAUUUUUAGAGCAAUCUACACAUCCCCCAUCAAAGCGCUCUCCAACCAGAAGUUCCGAGACUUCAAGCUGGACUUUGAAGACGUUGGCCUCAUCACCGGAGACAUUCAGCUUCACCCCGAAGCUUUUCUGCCUGAUCAUGACCACCGAAAUCCUUCGGUUCUCCGGCUCUCCGAUCUUUUUGAUAGCCUUUCGUGUAGAUCGAUGCUCUACAACGGAUCCGAAGUGAUUCGAGACCUCGAAUGGGUCGUCUUCGACGAGGUCCACUACAUCAACAACGAGGAGCGCGGUCAUGUCUGGGAGGAGGUUGGAAAAUUGAAAGAAAUGAACAAAAGACUGCGAGAAGUUCCUGUAGCUAUACAUCGGCUAGAUCCCACCCCAGCUUUUUGCGCGCGAAAAAAAAUUAUGAAACUGUACUGAAGUAGGCCGCACUUUUUGGGGGGUAGGCCGCAGUUUGAGGGGGGUAAGCCGCACCCCGGGGUGGGAUCCAGCCGACGUAUGCUACAAAGCUACAGGCUGUAGCUUUAGUUGUCAUAAUCAGUUACCGCUCAACUAGGUUUUCUAGGUGUUAAUCAUGCUCCCGUCGCACGUCAAAAUCGUCAUGUUGUCAGCAACUGUCCCCAACUGUGUCGAGUUCGCUGAUUGGGUCGGGUUAGAAGAAAUAUGUAGCUUCUCCGAAGUCCAUGCGUUGUUCAGAAGAAUCAAGAACCGGCGAAUAAAUGUGAUUUCAACGUAUCGACGACCUGUCCCCCUGGAACACUUCCUCUAUACCGGACAAGACGGCAAAACAAAGAAGGAUCUUUUCAGGGUACUUGAUUUCAUGCUUGAAAAAAAUGACAUUCUAACUGAAAUCAAGUUAUCAAAAUCAGGAAGUUUGCAACAUUUUUUUAUAUUAAAGGCUAUAAAGAAUACAUAAUUCGACAAAUCAGACUAAAUUCUAUACUAAAGAAUAACUGGGAACGGCCUUGUUACAAAACAAAUAAAUGAGGUUUACUUCUGGCCGCAGAUCUUUUUUUGUCCAUGUCAUCACAUCUCCUUUAUACGUGGGCAAGGAGUCGAAAAUUACAGAGGAGACUCACAAAAAGUUUUCAAGAGUUAAGGAUAAAAUUACGUUUUAAGCUCAGCAAGGUAGUACUGACUUCAAUUUUGAAAGAGUUGGUUGAAGGUAUGGCGGCCUUUAUCAAAGGUACCUACAAUCUUUUUAUCAUUACUCUUUUUUUGCCCAUUUUUUUCAUAUCGGUUUUCAUCUUUUUUUGACUCUCUUUUCAUUGAUAUCAUCGCCUUUUGUUGUAGUUGUUUUCUUGUUGGCUUGAGGGAUUUAUGGGCCACAAGCCACAUAGAAUCCUAACUUUUUGAAAGCUCAGAAUCAAACUCUUGAGAGCCUUCGAAGAGAAGUUUCAACAUUAAAAAUCACCGAAAAAUUUCAGUCGAUUUCCAAUAAGAACUUUUCUCUUUGUUCAAAUGUUUUUUCUAGCGGAGCUUAGGUUUGAAAAGCAUCCCAAGGUUUUUUCUUCCAAAUUUUUGGGUUUUCAAGAUCAUCGACAGCACUGGAACGUGGCUAACGAAAGGUUACAACGAGGCAGUCGAGGCAAAGGUACCUGAAUUGAACAAGAAAAACAAGUGUAAGAAUAAAAUAAUCAGGAAAAGCUGCAUGCGAAGCAAGUUCAUGCCCACCAGAACGACAGAAACCGUGGUGGAGGUGGCGGUCAAGGAAGAGGAGGGGCUCAUCCUCCUACCAGAGGUUCUUUUUAAAAUUUUGAAGCGUAUUUGGAAGAUUCUAACCCCUGUCUAAGUCUAAUUUCAGGCGGGGCGAAUGGACAGUUCCGCGGAGGAGCAAAUACUGGAGGAGGCAAGAAUUAUCCUGGAAAAAAUGAUCGAAAUAUCUAUUCGAACCUGAUCAAUCACAUGAGAGAGUGUGAUCAACUGCCGAUGGUCGCCUUCGUUUUUUCACGGAAAAGGUAUAGUUCGUUUUUCGCGCCUUGAAAGGGCGGGACUUCUCUGCGCCCUCCUUAUCUCUCCACGUCCCUCUCAUGUUUACGUGCUGUUUCCAUGUUUCUCUGGCCUCGCCGGUGAGGGAAUUGAGAGACGCAGACACGCGAAAAAUGUUCAGUCGCGGCGGGCGGACUAUACUAUAAGUUCAUGUAAUGCCGAUUCACGGCUAACCUGAGACGUUAAGGGGCGUGGCCUGUCUGUGCUCUCCAUAAACCAGACACUGCCUCUUUUAUGAUCAAGUUAGGACCCUCUUUUUUUUCAAGCCAGCCGUGAAUUGGCUUUAAAUUGAGUUAGAUGAAUAUUUUGAAGGAACUGAAGUCGAAGAUAUAGUUUUGAGACCCUUAAGCUGUCCCUUUGAGUUUUCUGAACUUUAGGCGGAGAGCCAGUCUUACGUUUUUGCCAAACUUUGAAGGCACGGUUUUUUUGUUGUAUUUUUCUCCUCUUAGAUGCGACGAUAACGCACAGAUCCUGCAAACGAUGGAUUUGACGACACAAGUCGAAAAAUCACACGUACGGAAGUUCUUCCAACAGUGUGUUGAGCAGUUGAAAGGCAGCGAUAAAAUGUUGCCGCAGGUUAUUUUUGACGGCAUUUUUCAAUUAGUGAUGAAGAUUAUUAGGUGCUACAAAUGCGGGAAUUGUGUCUGCGCGGCUUCGCCGUUCAUCACAGUGGAAUCCUGCCGAUCCUGAAGGAAGUCGUCGAGUUGCUCUUCCAGAAGGGAUACGUCAAGGUUGGAUUAUUGUCCAGAUGAGGCUGGGUUUGGAGUUUUCGUGAAGAGUUAGUCUAGAAGAUAGUCGCUACGGAUGAACUUUUCAAAAUAAAAAAUAGCGUUUUAUAUAGGUACAUUUGCGCUCCAUGGAUUCAAAAUUGUCAAUUUCAAGCUUGAGAAUUAUUUCUUAGUUAAGCGAAAGUGAGAGCACGACUUUUUUUUUCGACGACGCUUACGCUUUUCUUCUAUGUUCAUGCCCCUUUUCCACUCUUCCAUCCAAGUAUUUUUGAAAUAAAAAUGGUACGAAACUGAAAAAAUGUGAUAGUUGUGCAAUUUUUGUUCGUGAAGUAGAUACAUGUUUUUUUUGCGGCUUUUCUGAACCUGAUUUGAAAAAAUUCGAACUCUGAUAAUUGGUUCUGCGAAGCAAAAAUAUUAUCUACGAACAGCCAUUUACUCAAUAAGGCUCUGGUUACUAGUUUUACCUGGUUUUUUUUGUGGCAGUAACGCACUUUCUAUUUUUUUGGAUAACCCUGGCCUAAAUGUAACUUCUAUCAAAGUCCUGAUUAAUUCUGUUUAUGAUUUGAGAUCCUAUUCGCGACGGAGACGUUCGCCAUGGGCGUGAACAUGCCGGCUAGAUGCGUCGUAUUCGACAGCAUCGUCAAGCACGACGGAACCCAGAAGAGGAUCCUCAACGCCGGAGAGUAUAUCCAGGUUUGAGGAAAUGCUGCCAAAGUUCUAUGUCGUUUUUGAGCAACUAUGGGGAUCAUUUAAGAGUUCUGACUUUUUUUUCGAGUUUUAACAAAAAGAGCGAGAAUUCUCACGCCGGUUAUUUUUCUCCUGUAACAGCCUUGAAAAAGGCUGGGAAUUAAAUGGAAAAAUAUGAAUAUAUAGAAACCAAGAGAAAACGCCGUGUCAAUGCUGUAUAUACUGGUAUUAACUUUUUAGGAAAAAAAAUCUCUAGUAUGAGCAAUAAUGAGAAAACGUGAGAUGUUAGACUUUAAAAAUUGAAUUGAUUCUCUUGCACCUUGUGACAAACUUUGGUUGAUAUUCGUUGAUUUUUUGCCGAGAUAUGAACUUUCAAAGUUUUUUACCGUAAUCCUUCGAGCUACCGUAUCUCGAAAACUACUCUAGAGAUGUUCAGUUGUUUUUCUAAAAAGUCCUAAAAAUCGUGUUCCACAGCGUUUUUGAUUUCGAGACCUAUAUCUCUAGUGUCUCUUGACUCGUUCAGAUGGCAGGUCGAGCUGGCCGACGUGGCCUCGACCCAACCGGAACCGUCAUAGUUCUGUGCAAAGACCCCGCCGUGCCUCAAGCCGCAGAUCUGCAAGUUCUGAUGAACGGCGCAGCUCUUCGACUUGAAUCCAAGUUCCGCGUCACCUACUCCAUGUUGCUGAACUUGCUCCGUGUUGAGCAACUCCGCAUCGAAGAUAUGCUUCAGAGGUUCCAGGAACCUUGAAACGUAUCAUCCUUACAACCUUUUUCAGAAGUUACGCUGAAAGCGGCUCUCUCCGUGAAGCGCGCGAGAAGAGGAAGAACUUAGAGAAGGUUUUUCAGCGUCAUUUUGGAUUAUUCCAGUACAAAAACUUGAAUAGUAUGACUUUUUGUUUCAAAAAUCCACGAUAGUUUUUUAUAAGCAAGAACUGAAAAAGAAGAAAAUAAGGAACGCGAAAUACUCGAGAACUUCCCUGUUUUCAACUCGAGUGGGAAAAGCUUCCUCGUGUUCCGAGAGUUUUCAAAAAUCUGAGCUGUCAAAACUUGAAACUUUUUUCGAGUGGAACAUGCUAUAGACGUGUCACGCGUAUGGAAAAAAAAAGAUAAAUUCGAUUUCAAGCGGGAACUCGAAUUUUGUGCGAUGCGCGAAAAUGAAAUUAGAGAUUAUUUGGAUUUUUUUUCUGUGACUUGAAAUUAUGAGACUGGAUCAACGUAUCGCGGUUUAAGCUUCUACUUAAGCCCUACUAGGAGUGUUACCAAGCUUAAGAUUUUCGUUGCGCGCAAGUCGCUCUUUGGUCGGACGCCCUUUUAUGAGAACUUAUAAGUUGAGACUUUCUGGGAAAGUUUUUAGUGGCCACUAUAGAAGUCAAAUUACUGGCCACUUAAAACGUUAAAAGUAGUGGCCACUAUAAAGGUCUAAGUGCUACAACUAGACCACUAAAAAUUUUAGUGACCUCUUUAGGGAUCAAUGGAUCAACAACUGGUCCAAUCUGUUUGUUUUAAAAUUAUCAGAGUUACUGGAAGGAAUACUGGAUGAAAGGAAUACUAUAUGAAAAACUACUAGAGUGGCCACUAAGUAGAGAACCUCUGUAGUUGCCAUUAUAGAGGUGGGUUUAGUGGCCAUUUUAGUGUCCUCUCCAAGUAGUUCUUGGCGAGCCUCUAUAGUUGCCACUAAAAAUUUUCCCAGUUACAUGCUUAUUUUCAAGUGGACCCUUUCGAAGAUUUCUUUGAAACUUUCUUCAGUUUCUGCCUAAUUUUUCUUGAAUUCUCAAUCGAAAAAGUGUUCCAGACUAGCUGGAUUGAAUCUAGAGGUUCAGCGAAUCCUUCUUUUUCAGCUGGAGCAAGAACUCAGAUCAAUGCCGCCCAUCGACUGUGCGACCUGCGAACCCACGUUGGCCAAGACCAGCUUCAGCACAUUCGGCCUCCGAGUCUACCACGACGCCUUGUGCAGCUUCAUCUACCGCGUCUCGGACAUGUGGCCCAAAGUGUCUUGUUCGUCGUGUCUCUUGACUAGAAAAAUCGGAAAUUUUUCCAGCCGAACAAUCGGUCAGCAAAUUGCUCAACGUCGGACGUUUCCUCAUCGUUAGCAGCGCUCAAAAUUGCUUCCAGAACGAUGUCGUUUUGCUCCUCAAAGUGAUUCUUGAUUCUUACCUAUUUCGCCACGAAUUGAAACUGUCUACCUUAUCAUAUCUUCUUGCUGUUUUCCUUUUUUUCUUUUGAGUCAGGGAAAAGAGGACGCAGAUGCUUCAGAUUUUUAAAAUUAAGGAGAAUGUGGUAUACCAAGAAUUUAUAAACUCCCGGGGAGCUUCUGAUCGAGAAUAGGAUUGAAAGCAGUUUUUGCGCUGAGCUUGAAUCGGUGCUCUAAAGCCUUAUUAGGGAACUACUCGGACGAGUUUGGAGUUGUAACUUUGGUAGCCUGUAGAACUAAGCUAGAGUGCUUGGAAUCAAGUGAAAUUAUCUGCUAAACCCCCAUAGGCUUCUCAGAAAAAGCUAUCCAGGUACGAGCCACUAGGCGACCUGAUGCAAUGAUUAGAAGGCCAGUCUCAUGAGUGACUUUUUUGAGUAGGUUCGACCCCUGUCGAGUGUAAAUCUUUUUUGCAUUUUUCUUAAAGACAAAAAAAAUUUUUAAAUGUUGUACCCUACCUCCGAAGCCUGGGAAAAAGAACGGCAGGUCAGCGCGCAUCAGUUUAGAGAGCACGGUGAACUUGGAGAGGACAGAAUCUCGCUCUCUACUUUCUAUACUCUGUCUAAGGACCUGCCGAUUGUUUUUUACAUGCUCGCUUGUCUGCCACUUUUUUUCUGAGGCUGAUUAGACUGAACCACGUUUCAGAUGUAUUUGAGCACGCAUAACUUUUUUCACAGAAAAUUUUAGUCGUUUUAAAGCACUUAUUCGGAAUCAGUCUGCAGAAAUAUGCGGCUGAAACUAACCUCUGGCUCGAAAUCAGAAAAAAAAAGUCGUCUAGGAACUCUCCAGUGGAUCUUCGAGGUCUUUGCUCAUCAUGGCCAGUUGUGACAGCCUUUCUUCCUCAGAUGAGGCCCUGAAACAAGCUGACGCCUUCAGCCGCUUGAAUGCCACAGUGAGAUUUCUUUUGAAGUUGAAAUAUGAGUUGAUGAUCUCAGGAGAAGAGUUGGAACGAGGAGACGUGCCAUUUGGAAGGUCUCGCCAAGUUCGGCAUCAAUGGAGCACGAGUUCCUUCUAGCGGAAGGUUGGGAUCAUUUUUGGAGCUUUAGAUUUCAAAUUCACACCAGCCAUACCUUAGCACUAAUAUACAGCUGUAAAUUAUUUUUAUACUAUUAUUUUACUGAGAAUAGAACUGCAUUAAACUUGUAGAUAGUUAGUAGAAAUGUUUAGUAGUGAUUCUGAAGUAGAAAAAUAAUUUUAUAGUCACUUUUUUUCAUAGAAAACUGUUCCGAGUCUGCGAACUGUCCUACUCUUCCCUCGUCGCUAUCGUCAAGAAAUCGCUCAAGUCCGUCCAAGCCGUCGAAGUGAUUGCCGAGUCAGAUCGCCGGAAACUGCCGAGAUUCCGGUGGAGCGCAUUUUCAGCUUCAAUUUAAUCUUUGUUUUUAGUAAUGAGCCGGUGUCGGAUGGCGUGGUAAAGCUCAUCAACCAGUUGGAUGGCGUCGCCGAAAGCCUUUCCAAAGGCGAAGUCGAGGUUUUGACGAACCCUUUAACACACGUUCUCCUAGAAAAGCGCUGAACCAUUGACACUAAAAAUUCAUUUUGCUUUUUUCGAGCUCAUACUUUUAUUGCAACAACUUUACAACAACAGGCGCUGGCAUUCGUUUAAAAAAAGUUUCAUUCGAUUCGGACCACGGAGAAAAAAGUUACAUUUUUUUAUUUCGGCUACAAAAGGGGCGGAGCCUGUCAAAACCAUUUUCUUAAACGAAAGCCAGUGCCAAAAUUUUUUAUACUAACUUUCUUUUUGAAUAUUUUUUUCAAACCGAAAAAAAUUGACUUUCAUUGAAAAUCCUGCAUUUUCAGUUUUUGUGGUUUUUAAGGAGGAAGAACCCCCCAAUCCGUGUAAUUUUAUUUUUUUAAACGAAGCGUCAUUCCUUUCUACUGAAAAUAAUAAAGUUUCCAAUAGGAGCGAGAUCAAAAAGUUCCGAUUUUUUUAAAUUAAAUAACUGCUUCCACCGUGUCUGCCUUAGUGCCUACUUUAGUGUCCUCUCCAAGUAGUCCUUGAGGAACCUCUGAAGUGGACACUAGAGUUUUCCCCACUCAUUUAUCCUGUUGUCCUUCUGUCUCAUUACAGUACCCAUCCAGGUUUAUUCGAUGAACGAACUCGCCUCGAUGUGCUCCCGAGUCGAGCUCGACACACCUCUGGUGGAAAUAGCUUCUUUGGAAUCAACGUUAUCUGACCCUGCAGUAUAUCCCGCUCGUCAUUGCACCAGAUUCGACCAACAUGUGUGUCGAAAAUGAAUUUUGAGAGAAUAUUCUGACCCUCAGAUGAUGCUCCAAAGAGAAAAGGUGCGGUACGAGCGACGGAUCGAGACACUGAAGUAUGAGCUCUCGUCGGACGCCUUGCUCCUCAGCGACGAGUAUCAGAAUAGGCUCAAGGUGAAAGGAAAUAUGGAGUUUUCGCCAGCAAGUUUCGAAAUUUUAAUGGUAGAUGGAUGUGAAGCCAUAUCGAAAAAAAUAUCUGGUUGAAACAGGAAGUUUAAAGAUUUUUAAAAGUCGUAGUUCAUUAACCGCUGACUUGAGGGGAUGCUUAAUAGAGUAUUUAUAUGAUACGAGAGACACUGUGCAAAAAGAGGAGGCUUAGGCGUACAUGUAAUGGUUUUGAGCUUAGUUAAAGACGAAAUUUUGAAAGUCUGGUACAUGGGCUUUUUUUUUGAAGUUUUUUUCUCCCCUAUAAUGAACCAAAGUCAUGCUCCUGCGUCUUCAAAAGACAUAAUUAGCCUUAAAAUAUUAUCAAGAUCAAAAUAUCCCAGGUCCUGGAAGCCCUUGGCUAUGUGGAAAACGAGAAGAUGGUCAGCCUACGUGGACGGAUCGCCUGUGAAAUACAUCACCAGGUGGCCUCGAAUUCAUGUACCUUUUCAAGUAAUGAUUGUUAGGAACUGCUUAUAACCGAACUGAUUCUCAACAAUCGAUUCGUGACGCGAUCUUCGGCCGAAGUGGCCGCCAUGCUCUCCGCCCUGACCUGCCAGUACAACUCGGGGAAAGAGAUCCGAUUCCCGCCGGAGACGAUUUUCGCCGAAGUACGGAAGAGAUUUUAUCACGGCUUGAAACGUCUUAGUUGCUCCUAUAAUCAAGAUUUUGAAGCCUCAUGUUAUCGUCUUUGGUUUCAAUUAGCGAGCUGAAAAUUUUGCGCGAAGAGUCAUUUUUCUAGCUUUCUGGUUGGUUUUAAACCAUUGAGCGUAAACCAGAGAAAGUCGGGCGCAUGAUUGGAAAAGAUAGCUCUCGAGUUUAUUCAAGAGCUGCAGCUUGAUGUUUCAAGGCGUGAAGAAUGGAUUAAUCAGGAUUUUGAAUUGGAACUUCUUUUUUUUUUUUUCGCCUUUGGCCUGAAACAGCGCGGAGAGCCAUUUUUCUAGCCUUCUGGUCGGUUUCAAACCAUUGAGCGUAAACCAGAGAAAGUCGGGCGCAUGAUGGGAAAAGAUAGCUCUUGAGUUUAUUCAAAAGUCGCAGCCUGAAGUUUCAAGGAGUGAUGAAUGGAUUAAUCAGGAUUUUGAAUUGGAACUUCUUAUUUUAUCGCCUUCGGCCUGAAUCAGCGCGGAGAGCCAUUUUUCUAGCCUUCUGCUCGCUUUUAAAUCAUUGAGCGUAAACCAGAGAAAGUCGGGCGCAUGAUUGGAAAAGAUAGCUCUUGAGUUUAUUUAAAAGCCGCAGCCUGAAGUUUCAAGUAGUGAAAAUGGGAUUUUAGAAGUUCAGUGAGAAUCCAGUGUGUUUUUGUGUUCAGUUGCAAGACAACGUGACGGAAAUCAUGAUGCGAUUGGACCAAACCGCGUCGAGAUUCAGCGCCCGAGCCGCCGAAGUCGGCUGUGAAGUGAGGAUAUCUCUUCUAUUUUUUGUUAAUUUUUGUAGUCUGAUUUUUCCGAGAAGUGUAGUUUGUAGUUAUCCAAGAAAAAAAGCAGGUAAUUGUCUGCGACAAAUUUUACAUCUCGACUUUUUUCUUUAAUCUAGUUUACUGCGAAGUCAAAAAAAAUCGAACAUUUGGAUCCCUGAGUCUGUGACAAGUCAUAGUAGAAAAUUUGAGAUUUCUCACUUAUUUCUGGUUUUUCCCCUCGAUUUCCGUUUUUGUAGUUUGAUUUUUCCGAGAAGUACAAUUCGGAGCAAUGUUCUGAACCAAAAAAAAGUUCUAACAAUAUAAAGUCGCUCAAAAAGAGAAGACGAUAGUAGUGACUCACGGUACUAACAAUUUCGUUUCGAAAACAAAUAUGGGUCUUUUUUCUAGCUUUUUCACCCAGUAGCUCGUUUAAAAGGUCGAGUGGAGACCCAAAAAUCGAGUAAAUGAAGAUUUUUUUCAAACUCUUGAAUUCAGCUCCGUUUCGACCUGAUGGAGGUCGUUUACCAAUGGGCCAAUGGAAUGGUAAGAAUCCCUGAGAAUCUUGAAAUGUUUAAGCCUAAAUUCAGCCUUUUGCGGAAAUCAUGCAGCUGACAGACGCUCAAGAAGGCCUCAUCGUCAAGUGCAUUCAGAGGCUCGACGAAGUUUGCAAGGAUGUCAGGUGAGCCGAAAAAAGAGAAAUAUUCCUCGACAAAAAAGCGGCAUAUUCAAGAAAUGCGGCGCGAAUCGUCGGCGACCCUGCCCUUUUGGAGAAAAUGGAGGAAGUUAGUGCCUCGAUCCGCCGAGACAUUGUCUUCGCGGCCUCCCUGUACACGUCUGUUUGA